This is a messenger RNA of Tachysurus vachellii, 2976 nucleotides long. It is a transcript of the gene cimip5, whose product is annotated as chromosome 6 C2orf50 homolog. The record is from RefSeq and is a predicted model, not a curated record. The transcript has 3 exons. The coding region runs from base 274 to 747 and encodes 157 amino acids. NCBI's taxonomy places the organism in Eukaryota, Metazoa, Chordata, Actinopteri, Siluriformes, Bagridae.
UGUGUGAAUGAUGUGUGUACAAAAAGACACCGAAGCAGAAUCGACUGAAGGAGAAUCGAUUCUCUGUGUCUCAGUGAGUCGACUCGCAGCGCUAGCAGAAAGUGAUCGGAUGUGAGGGGACGCGCGUGGAGAUUUCCGCGCUGUCAUGACAACCGUCGCGCAGUGUUACUUACACAACAGCACGGGAUGACGUGUAAAACAAUUCAUGAUAGUGUCCGUGUUUGCGUGCAGUUCAGUUUCCUAUCUCAGUCGAAAGCUUGUGCACUUUGAAGGAUGGACCGCAAAGUCAGCAUCAGACGCGCCACGUCGGCCGGUUACCGCUUACCGGAGCGCCCCAGCGUCCCUCUGGCCUCUCAGUCCACGGUGUCCGUGAGGAAACCACAGCAGAGCGCGCCGAGGAACACGAGCGAGACACCGGCGUGGCGAGACCCGGACAGCCUGGACCCGGUGAAGCAGGACCGGGUGUGGAGAGAGCUGGUGCGCGCGGAGAGAGACAAGGUUAAAGAAUGGGAAAAGAACUGGAGUUUUCUGAAAGACUUUGAUCAGCUGGGUCGUCCCAGGACAGAGGAGCCGCUCCCCAGCUCUGUCUCUCUGUUCUCUGACACACUGCCCAACACCAGCAACCAGACAUUCGGCAGUCGCGUGUGCACUGAACUUGGUAAAGAGCUGAUGCGAAUGGACAAGCUGCUAAUGCUAACGGCGUCGCACCAAAAGACCAAAGCGAGUCCUGAAAUGCAGCCCUGCUGACGCCAGGUCACCGUCCAACCCCGAGGUCUGAGCAGCACAGAGACACACGUGUUUGUAGUUUUUACAAUUUAUCAACAUUAUCACCUCGUCCUCUUCUACACUAGCAGAACCUCGUCCUCUUCUACUCUAGCAGCACCUCGUCCUCUUCUACUCUAACAGAACCUCGUCCUCUUCUACGCUAACAGAACCUCGUCCUCUUCUACGCUAGCAGAACCUCGUCCUCUUCUACACUAACAGAACCUCGUCCUCUUCUACGCUAGCAGAACCUCGUCCUCUUCUACACUAACAGAACCUCAUCCUCUUCUACACUAGCAGAACCUCGUCCUCUUCUAUACUAGCAGCACCUCGUCCUCUUCUACACUAACAGAACCUCGUCCUCUUCUAUGCUAACAGAACCUCGUCCUCUUCUACGCUAGCAGAACCUCGUCCUCUUCUACGCUAGCAGAACCUCGUCCUCUUCUACACUAACAGAACCUCGUCCUCUUCUACACUAGCAGAACCUCGCCCUCUUCUACACUAGCAGAACCUCGUCCUCUUCUACACUAGCAGAACCUCCUCUUCUACACUAGCAGAACCUCGUCCUCUUCUACACUAGCAGAACCUCCUCUUCUACACUAGCAGAACCUCGUCCUCUUCUACACUAGCAGAACCUCGUCCUCUUCUACACUAGCAGAACCUCGUCCUCUUCUACACUAGCAGCACCUCGUCCUCUUCUACACUAGCAGAACCUCGUCCUCUUCUACACUAGCAGAACCUCGUCCUCUUCUACACUAGCAGCACCUCGUCCUCUUCUACACUAGCAGCACCUCGUCCUCUUCUACACUAGCAGAACCUCGCCCUCUUCUACACUAGCAGAACCUCGUCCUCUUCUACACUAGCAGAACCUCGUCCUCUUCUACACUAGCAGAACCUCGUCCUCUUCUACACUAGCAGAACCUCAUCCUCUUCUACACUAGCAGAACCUCGUCCUCUUCUACACUAGCAGAACCUCGUCCUCUUCUACACUAGCAGAACCUCGUCCUCUUCUACACUAGCAGAACCCUGAUAGCUCUUUAUAAAGCUAAGCAAUAAUAGGCCCUUCACGUACGCUUGAGAUUAGUUUACUAAUAUUUAUACAGAUUAUUUAUGAAUAGAAAGUAGCUAUGUCGUAAUCACGUCUUGCAGAUGUAGCGAACCUGCUGCUGUGGUUAUGUUCAGUAGGAAAGCAGCAGGACUCCACGGUUACAGCUGGAAUUAUUAGUAUAAUGUAAAUGUAGCUGCAUGUAAAUGUUACAGAAAUAUAUUUCUCAUAAAUAAGUUGAUCAAGUCAAGAAGCUAAAGCUAACGUGACAGACACCUGAAGCAGAUUUAGCUUUGUUUACAAAAUAAAUCCUUUACACGAUUAAGCCGAAUUUUAGUGUUAAAAUGAGUGUAUAAAAAGUUCAUAAAAUAUAUAAGGGAAGCAUUUACCAAAACAUUUCCUGUUUCUUAAAAAUGUGCCAGAAUUGUGGCCAUUCUGUAUAGCCUGUGUUUUAGCUCCUCAGGUCAACAGGCUUUUCCCUCUUUAGUACCCUUUAGUACACCGAAAACACACCAACGGUGGAGCAGGAGCUAAAGUCGUCCUUGUGAGUAGAAUUCCUGCAAUGGAAAUGCACAGAAAAAUCCUGACAUGACCUGACAUGAUGAUCAGCGAUGCAUGUAGAUACCACGUGCUUCUGUCUUUCUGUAAUAUCACAUUUAUAUAAGUAUGAACAAUAUAGAAGUUCUUUUAUUGGAUUUACUUCAGUGUGUACAAGAGAAAACUCACACAGAGACAAAACAGGGUUAUUAAUUUUGUAUUGUGUGACUUUUCCCCCUGCUUUCUCACCGUCACUGUUAACAGGUUAAACCUUGUUUUUUAUUUUGUUCCUCCGAAUGCUGUCGAGUGUGUGGGAGUUUCUUAUCAGCAGCUUUCAGAUAGAAGGAGAACGUGGGUGACGGAGGUGGGAUCACACGGAGCGUCUGGCGUGUUCACGUCUUAACGUCUUCCAGUAAAAUGCUUCUGAUGCCUCCUCUGAUUUUGCCUUGACUCAUCGCCCACUGACUCACAUCUCUGUGGAAAACAGGUGCACUGAGGAUUAAAACCCACUCAGACCUGCUUUUGUUUUAAUUCUGUACGACAAUCAUCAAAGACGUAAAGCCGUUUCUGUUAAAUUAGGAUGGAGGUGAUUUCUAAUUCUCUGCCAAAUCUCAAUAAAGAAUCUGACGAAA